Molecule: messenger RNA, 1741 nt
Organism: Portunus trituberculatus (swimming crab)
Lineage: Eukaryota; Metazoa; Arthropoda; Malacostraca; Decapoda; Portunidae
Product: venom protease-like
Exons: 9
Coding region: 25-1329 (434 amino acids)
Biological process (GO): proteolysis
Molecular function (GO): serine-type endopeptidase activity
Source: RefSeq, a predicted model, not a curated record
UGAGUCACUUAUGUAGAGAAAAGAAUGGCUGAGUUGAGAUGGCAACAGAGUACACUAAGUGAAGACAUGAGACAACGGGGAAAGCAGUCACGCAGAGAAGACAGGAUGGAGCGGGUGUGUGCGCUAGUACUACUGAUGAUGCUCUCCCAAGCCACAGAGGCCAGUGCCAUUAUAUUUCCCGGUCAACUGGAUCAUGCUGAAGGGGAUGACUGCCCCACUAGCUCUGGCGGGCCGGGCAAGUGUUCCCGGUCCUGCGAACACUCUGUUGGCCCAGGGGAGCCUUCCAGGUGUGGCAUUAAGGACUCCGCCUUCCUCGUUUGCUGCGACAUACCCUCGAAUCCGGGUGUAGUCACUGUUGCCCUCACGGACAUAGACCCUCCUAAAGUCGCCUUUGAAUGUGGGAAAAAUGUACAAAACUUUCUAAAUUCGCGUGGGCCUUCUCGUGGCAAUGUACUACGCCCUGAGCCACCAACACCUCCAAGCCCGAUUAUAGAAAUUGCAGCAAGUCGGCCUGCUCGGUCUGCCCCUGGUGGAUUUGUGCCUUCGGGUGGAAGAUCUGAAACAGCUGAAGGAAUAGGUGGAGUUAACACAAAAAGUGCCUGGCCAUGGAUGACACUGCUCGGGGAAACCAGUAAUGCGGGAAUUAGAUGGUUCUGUGGUGGAGUGUUGAUCAACGAGCAGUGGAUCCUGUCAGCCCUCCAUUGCUUCUUCCAUAACUCGGCAGAUGUAGUUCGUCUUGGUGAACACAACUACAACGACGACAACGAUGGGGCGAUCCACGAGGACUUUGGUGUGACGGAGACGGUGCUUUAUCCUGACUUUACGUUUGGAGAGGGUUAUCAUGACCUGGCACUCCUCAAGCUGGACAAACCAGUCGCAGUACAGGAGUUCAUCAGUCCUGUUUGCUUGCCAUGGGGAACGGAAAGUGACAGUGAUGUUGCCUUCCGAUCGGCAACACUUACUGGCUGGGGUGACACUGAGCGAGGUGGGUUUCCUACCUCUAUCUUACAAGAGAUCAGCGUGACAGUGUUCCCGUCUGCUAUGUGUAACGAUAGCUACUCUACAUUACGUAACUUUGAAGACACCUGGCCUCGAGGCAUCGGGGACGAGAUCCUGUGUGCUGGGGAUCUUAAUGGAGGGCGCGACGCUUGCCAGGGUGAUUCGGGUGGACCACUUGUGACUGAAGAAGCCAAUGGACUCUUCGUGCUGGCGGGCAUUGUGUCGCAAGGAUACGGCUGUGGCCACAAGGACUAUCCAGGACUGUACGUCAACAUCCGCCAUAAGGCUUACCUUGCCUGGAUCAAGAAGGUCGCAUUCACUUCACCCUGAAAAGGUGUUUUUCAUUGCCUUUACUCCUCUCAUUGGUGGCACCAUGCCAUGAAAUUGGAAUAAGUUUGAUAUAAUGUAGCAUUAAUCAAAGUAUUGUAACACCUAUAACUUUUCGUACCUUCAGACUUCACCUUUUACAUCCGCUAUGAAUAGACAAACCACUAUGUUUUUUUUGUUAAAUAAAGUUGUCAUUAUUUUCAUCACAAUUACGUGAUGUCGUUAGAACAUUACAUCUCUUUAUUCUCCUACUUGGCUGAAAACAGAUCCAGUUUGGCUUGCUGGGGUAUCUCUAUUUGUAGGUUAUUAUUUUUUUUUUUAUUUAAGAGUGGUUUUGGCUAAAGACAAUACACUGUUCUGAAAUAAAACUCACUGAAUGUGCCUGUCUCUAUGUAGUAAAAUUGAUUUCGGCCAA